Schistosoma turkestanicum is the source of this 2810-nucleotide messenger RNA. The record is from the annotation of a GenBank genome assembly. Lineage: Eukaryota; Metazoa; Platyhelminthes; Trematoda; Strigeidida; Schistosomatidae.
AUGUUUGUUCAAAAAUCUAAUAUCACGACAAGAACACCAGAACACAACGAGUGGAUUUAUAUGAAUGGAAAAAUAUGCAUACAACACAAAUAAAAUAUUGUACUCAGAACCAGCCAACAACAAUUACAAUUAAUUCUUCUAUUGAUCAAAUGGAAAAUGAAGAUUUAAAUAAAUAUCUAGAAAAUGAUUUUACUAAAUUUUUAGAGAUUACUUCGCAGCAAAAUUAUUUAUUUAACUAUCAGUCUCCUACAUAUAACUCAAUUAAUUCUAGUAGUACUACCAAUACUAUUAAUAAUAAUAAUCCUAAUAAUAAUAAUAAUAUUAAUUCUAUCACACACAAAAUAAACGAAAAUAAUAAAAAUGGUAAUACUAAUAAAAAUAUAUUGGAAAACUUCAAGGAGUUACCAAAAAACUAUGCUAAUGAUAAUCAUUCGGAAAUUACUCCCAAUUGUGAUUAUUUAGAUAAUGAUCUAUCAUGGACAAAAGAUAUAUUCAACUCAAAGCAUUGUACUACUAGUUCUCAUACAUUUACAAAUGGAUUUAUACAUGAUUUAAAAAGGCAAAAUUAUCAUACGAUUAGUCAUGAAUUCAUUACUGGUGAAGGAUAUCAACAAUCUAACUACAUGUAUGAUCAACAUUUUAAUUCUGCACCUGAACAAUUGAGUUCAAUACCUGAUUAUUCUAUGAUGAGAACUGUGGAUUAUCCUUAUAUUGCUGAUAAUGAACAUCCAUUGUGUUUUAAUGAAUUCGUUCAGUCAGGUGAUACGGAAUUUUCAAAUUAUCAUGAUAAUAUUCACAUGGACAUAAGAUCAAAUAUGUCGUAUUUUACCGAUACAAGUGCUACCAAUGAAUCAGAGGAUCAUAAAAUAAGUGAAACAAAAGCAAGGUCAUCAAUGCUAUUUCCAAAUGAUCAUCACUAUGCAUCACAAACACCAGCUAAUGAGAAUUUAAAGCCCUGUAAUUUGUCAAGUCAGUCAGGUUCCUUUGAGAAUGGGUGGUUUGAAGAGCAAAACAGUAUACAUUAUUCUGCUAACUGGUCAGAUGAUUGGACAAAUAAUACUGAAUCAAACAGUCGACCAAACUAUCACUCAUGUGAUUCAAAAAUUAUCCCCAUAAAUUUUGACAGUUUUCGAUAUUUAGACACCACUUCCUAUGUCAAUUCUAGAAGUUUAACUUGUAAGAAUGACAGUUUGGCAACAAAGAAUAACGAAUUGGUUGACCAUUCAUAUAAAGGGGCACCAUACCUGUCUACUAAUCAUCAUUCUGAUGUAGGACCUGAACCAUGUAAUGAGUUUGACAGUUCCUUAUCUCCGCAAUCAGAAUCAACAAAAGCAUGCAGUGUUAUUUCAAAUAAUGGUUCAGAGUUACCUAUCCCUAAUGCUUUCAACUUAUCAAGCGGAGCAUAUUUUUGGCUAUAUAACUCUCAAUGCAAGGGUCCGAAGGCCUCUCCAUUAUUAAAUUUUACAAACACCACGAUUUUGAAUGCUUCAGCUGAAGAUGAUCAAUCUAGCUUGACAAGAAAUUGUCCUUCAAAUGUCUAUCAAGAUGAUUUUGUCUCUUCAACUGCAUCUUCUCGUGCAAUUCAUCCAAUGAUACAUUAUCCCAUAUCUUCAUUAUCUUUGCCAGGAUAUCCAUUUGUUGUUUUUGAAGAUCCCGUCCAAAGACGAUAUGACUUAGUUCAUUGCUCGAAAUUGCGUCGAGGUGAUGGUAAUGAUGUGACUCCAAAUUUAAUGCGUUUACGUUCUAUGGGAGAAGAACUUGCUCAUUUGAAUAGGAAUAUUACAGCUCAAGGUGAGUUGAUUGCCGCUAGUGCAAGUUCAGUACUUGAUCAUCCAGAUAUUAAUUUGGAUUUUAAAGUAAUUGAAGAUCUUUCUGGAAGUGUCUUCAACUCGAAAAUAGUUGAGCAGGCAAAACGCGAAAAAAACAAGUUGGCUAGCAAAAUUUGUCGUCUUAAAAAGAAGGCCUUUCAUGAAGCUAAUAAAAUUAAAUAUCUUGGAUUGGAAAUUGAAUAUAAUGAAUUGGCUUCAGUUAUAGUGAAAAUAAGAGAAUUGAUCACAAAAACUAUCAGAAAUAAUUUACCAUCAAAAUAUUUACGUUAUGAUUUAGUUAAUCAGAAACAUAUUCACACAUCUGAAAAUCAAUCAAAUAAGAUGGACUUAUCAUCAUCAACAUCAUCAUCAUCGAAUCAUAGUGAAUCGAUAGCAUUCUCACAAUCUACAGUACGACUUUGUCCAAAUGUUUCGGGGUCAAUAUUCAAACAAGCAUUAAUAUUCUAUGAAACUACACAUGUUACCCGAACUGCUGGAAGAAUGGAUAUAUUAGUCGAUGAAGUGAUUCAAAAUUAUUCAUUCUCCUGUUCAUUACCUUCUACUGCAACUGAUUUAUUUGACAAUGGUAAUCAAUGUUUAAAAUCAAAUAGAAAAUAUCAUAAUACUCCUUUAUUGCAAGCUUUAACAAAUUCACACAUGUUGUAUUGUAGUAAUAAUAAUCACGAUGAAGAUAAAUCAUCAUCAGAUAGUAAAAUUUCCAAUGUUCACUUUCAUGAAGCCAGUGAAUUAAAUAAAACAAGCAAUAUUCAACAAGAUACACCACAACAGUGUACAUCUGCAACUAAAUUAAAUUAUCCAAGACCACCACCGGAAUUUAAAUUAAUUUAUGAAUAAAUAAAUAAAUAGAUACAAAAAAAGAGUUAAUAAAUCACUCACUCAUUAACAAAGUAUCUCACAAUCAUUCCUUCUCUCCUUUUCUUUUCAAUUUCUUUUCUUUUUUUCAUAACCUCAUUUGUUUACCUAGAUUGAAUACAAUUUAUU